AUGCUGUACUACCAUCAAUUCGAUUACAUCUUCGCUAUUGCGAUGAUUUUCGCCUUCUUGGACGCCUUCAACAUUGGUGCCAAUGAUGUUGCAAACUCGUUUUCUUCUUCGGUUUCGUCCAGAUCCUUGAAGUACUGGCAGGCCAUGGUUUUGGCUGCCAUCAUGGAGUUCCUUGGUGCCGUUUUGGUUGGUAACAGAGUCUCCGAUACCGUUAGAAAAAAGAUUAUCAAGACCGACACAUUCGAGAAUGACCCUACUGUGCUUAUGUUGGCUAUGGCCAUGGCUCUUGUGGGUUCUUCUAUCUGGCUUUCCAUUGCUACCUCCAUUGGUAUGCCAGUCUCCACCACUCACUCUAUUAUCGGUGCCGUGAUUGGUGUGGGAAUUGCUUCCAAGGGUGCUGACCACGUCAAGUGGGGCUGGGACGGAUUCUCUCAGAUUGUUGCCUCGUGGUUUAUUGCUCCUGCCAUUGCUGGUGCUUUCGCCUCAGUGAUGUUCCUUUUCGUCAAGUUCACAGUCUUGGAGGUCAAGGACAACAGAAAGGGUCUUAGAAACGGAUUGUUUUUGGUUCCAGCAUUGGUGUUUGUCACUUUCGCUGUGUUGACCAUGUUGAUCGUCUGGAAGGGUUCUCCAAAGUUGAAGUUGGACGAUUUGUCCACUGGUGCUACCGUCGGUGCUAUUUUCGGUGUCGGAGCUUCAGCUUUCAUCGUUUACAUGGUUUUCAUUUUCCCAGUUGUCAAGAGAAGAAUCUAUUACCAGGACUGGAGAAUCAAGUGGUACGAUGUUUUCAGGGGCCCAGUCUACUGGUUCAAGUCUACCGAUGACAUCCCACCUUUGCCAGCUGGACAAACCUUGACCAUCGACUACUAUGAGGGUCGUCGUGUUGAGGACCAUAUUCCUAUUGUUGAUGAAGAGACCAAGGACGACGCUGUAGAUGAGACCAAGCACUCCAUCUCUAGCAGUGAUGUUGCAGUUGCUUCUAUUCCAGAAAAGAAGCAAAAGACUUCCGAGUACUGGUUGUCUCUUCUUAAGGCUGGUCCAUCUAAAUGGCCAUUGCUUUUGUGGUUGAUGGUUUCUCACGGUUUCACCAAGGAUGUUAUUUCUGACCAGGUCAACUCCGAAGGUGCUUUGGGUCACGGUGUCAAGAACAUGCACGCCAAGUCCAAGUUCUACGAUAACAACAUCGAAUACUUGUUCUCUUUGCUCCAAGCCAUCACUGCCUGUACCAUGUCUUUCGCCCACGGUGCCAACGAUAUCGCCAACGCCUCUGGUCCAUUGUCCACUGUCUACCUUGUGUGGUCUGACCACAGCUUAAAGGCCACUCCACCAAUCUGGAUUCUUAUCUACACUGCCGGUGCAUUGGUUAUCGGUUGUUGGAUGUUCAGUUAUAAGAUCAUGGGUGUUCUUGGUAACAAGAUGAUCUUGCAAUCUCCAUCCAGAGGUUUUGCCAUUGAGUUUGGUGCUGCUAUCACUGUCGUCAUGGCCACUCAGUUGGCAAUCCCCGUGUCUACCACUCAGUGUGCCGUUGGUGCUACUGUGUUCGUUGGUUUGUGUAACCAGGACAUCAGAGGUGUCAACUGGAGAAUGGUGACUUGGUGUUACUUGGGUUGGUUCAUUACCUUGCCCGUUGCCGGUAUCAUUUCUGGUGUUAUCACUGGAAUUAUCCUUAACGCCCCACGUCUUGGUGUUGACUACGUUCCAUCUAGUUAA
Molecule: messenger RNA, 1707 nt
Organism: Sungouiella intermedia
Lineage: Eukaryota; Fungi; Ascomycota; Pichiomycetes; Serinales; Metschnikowiaceae
Source: the annotation of a GenBank genome assembly